AUGCCUCCGAGACUAUGCGAAAGGCGAGAACUGUUAGAGGAUGAGGUUAUUCAUCAUGAGGAAAACCCAAGUAGGGAUGCGGAAUUAGGGGCCGGACCGGGUCCGAGGGCGCGGAAUGUUCAGAACCCUCUUGCAAGGGAUAUUGUCGCGGCACUUGCAGCCGCUAACCUUUUGCAACCUCCUCCUAGGGAGAAUGCGGACAAUCGGGCCUUAGUAGCUAUAGAGGCUGGUGAGUGGUGGGAGUCUGUUUCUGAGAGUAGGAAAGAUGCGAGGGGGGCGGCUAGGACCACGGCUCACGCAAACGAGCCAGAUGUGGAGAAUAUGACAUGGGCAGAGUUUGAAACACUUUUUGAGGAUCAAUACUUUCCGGAGUCUUCCUGUGAUCAGUUGAGGGAUCAAUUCGAGAAGCUUGAGCAGGGUAAUAUGACCGUUUCUAAAUACGCGAUGAAGUUCCAAUCCUUGUCACGAUUCGCUCCAGAGUUAGGGGCUACCGAGGAGAGAAAGUGUAGACGUUUUGAGAAGGGGUUACAUAACACUGUGAGGAGGAUGGUAACGGUGCAACAGAAGACGAAGUAUGCCGAGGUUGUUGAGUGUGCAAGGAGUAUUGAGAUACCAAGGGAAGCACAGAGGAAUAGAGGAGUUUGGGAAUCGAGGCAACCAGCCAUUACUGCUAGUUCUUCAGGGACUUUCGGGAGUCAGGGGAGGAAGCGAUCACGGGAAACAUCUUUUGCAACUCAGAGUCAACCGAGUGUUAGGGCGUCUACCGUUUCUUCUGGAGUUCGAGGAACUCAUUCUAGGCUAGCAGUUAUGUGUCACCGUUGUGGUCAGUCAGGCCACUUUCAUGCAGAUUGCCGGUCGAAGGAGUGUUAUGUGUGUGGGGAGUUUAGCCAUCUAGCCAAGGAUUGUCCUCAUAGAGUGAAAGGCGCUCGUAAUGAGUCGGGUUCCGUUCAGCAACCGGGGUCAGGGCAUGGGUUUGGCCAACAGUCGUUCAGAGGAUUUGUUCAGAACCAGACUACUCAGGGUAGGGCAUUUGCUAUCACUUUUGCUAUUCCACCGCCUCCAGUCACUUCUCAUGCUCUAGAGGCUUCGGUUGUGAGGGGUACAUUUCUAUUGUUCAAUUCCUUUGCUCAAGGCUUUGAUCUUAUUCUUGGAAUGGAUUGGUUAUCUAUGUUUCAUGCCACCAUUGAUUGUUUCAAGCAUCGAGUUCGUAUUUGUCCGCCAGAGGUUACUUGUUUUAAGUUCUUUGGGGAACGUCGGGAACCGUUGGAGUCGUAUCUAUAUGGGUCUCGAGAGCGGGAAUCCAUUUGUUCUUUGUUGGCAAGUUUGACUCUAGAUGAGGAUGUGUCCGCGCGUGGGGAGUUGCCCCUUGUCGUUUGCGAUUUCCCGGAUGUGUUUCCUGAGGAGUUACCCGGUUUACCUCCCGAGAAAGAAGUUGAGUUUACUAUCGAGUUACUUCCCGGAACCGCACCAAUCUCCGUACCUCCUUAUCGUUUCGCUCCUGCAAAACUUAGGGAAUUAAAGGUUCAGUUGCAGGAUUGGAAAAUUUGGGGUUUAUUCAUUCGAGUGCAUCUCCGUGGGGAGCACUAG
This is a messenger RNA of Rhododendron vialii, 1587 nucleotides long. RefSeq lists its product as uncharacterized. Gene Ontology annotation, molecular function: zinc ion binding; nucleic acid binding. The coding region runs from base 1 to 1587 and encodes 528 amino acids. The transcript has 5 exons. The record is from RefSeq and is a predicted model, not a curated record. NCBI's taxonomy places the organism in Eukaryota, Viridiplantae, Streptophyta, Magnoliopsida, Ericales, Ericaceae.